AGUAGAAGCUAAGCAGAGCGGAGUGACUACUCGGGCUCGCGCAGCAGUCUCUCCCUUCCCAGUUCCUGUUUCCGCCUUCAGUCUUCAGACAGCUUAACAACUCAAAGCAUCAUCGUCAGGCAGAAUAUAUACCUUGAAGAAAUCCAAGCUUUGUGAGAUAAAGCCCGAAAGAAGUUGUCCUCUGAAGUCCGUUAUGAGUAGUCUGUGAGGCUUGUAUUAAGAGGGAAGUAUUCUACAAGGCCACGCCAUAGAGACCCAGAGAGACUGAGCCAUCUGCCAGUCAGUCAGUCAGUCAGGACUACAGAGACACAGAGGGUAACACCAGUGAGCUGACCAGACUACCAGACCCCGGCUCAGCACAAGCCCAAUCCAGCCUAGACCAGAGAGGACUCGGACAUCCUAACUCCCUGGAGGAACCAUAGCCAUGCAUUAACUAACCCCACCAACCCUACCUGAACUGCAUCUCACCAUCUCCGUCCUCCCCCCCACGCCCUCCGGCAUUCUCACCAUGCCUCAAGGCCUAUUGUGACGGGAGUGCUGCUCACCCCCCAUCCCUCACCCCUCCACCCCAGCCCAAUAGGCCCCAAAGGCCCCAGAGGGGUGAAAGAUGCGCCCAUGGGCAGGUUCGUGGCGCUGGAUCAUGCUGGUGCUCCUGGCUUGGGGCACACUGCUGUUCUACAUUGGAGGUCACCUGGUGAGGGACAGCGAGCACCCGGAGAGAUCCAGCAGAGAGCUGUCCAAGAUCCUGGCCAAGCUGGAGAGACUGAAACAGCAGAAUGAGGACCUGAGACGCAUGGCUGAGACACUCAGGUUACCAGAGGGCCAGUCUGACGGGGGCCCGGUGGUGAGUGCAGGCAGACUGCGGACCCUGGAGGAACAGUUGAUCAGAGCUAAGGAACAGAUAAACUCCUACCGCAGCCUGCCUGGAGAUGGGCCAGGUAGGAACCAGGAAGAGCUGCGGAGGAAGAUAGAGAACGGGGUGAAGGAGAUCUGGUACUUUGUCCGCAGUGAGGUCAAGAAGCUGGGUCACAUGGAGCAGGGGGACCUGCAGAAACACAUCGACACACUGCUGCAGGAGCUGGGACACCAGCAGAGGUCCAUCAUGACUGACCUGCACUACCUGAGCCAGGCUGAUGGAGCAGGAGACUGGAGAGAGAAGGAGGCCAAGGACCUGUCUGACCUGGUACAGAACAGGAUCACAUACCUCCAGAACCCCCAGGACUGCUCCAAGGCCAGGAAGCUGGUGUGUAACAUCAACAAGGGCUGUGGCUACGGCUGCCAGCUGCACCAUGUGGUCUACUGCUUCAUGAUCGCCUACGGCACCCAGCGCACCCUUAUCCUGGAGUCCCAGAACUGGCGCUAUGCCACGGGAGGCUGGGAGACCGUCUUCCUCCCAGUCAGUCAGACUUGCACUGACCGCACCGGGGUCACCACCGGACACUGGUCAGGUGAGGCUAACGACAGAGAUGUCCAGGUGGUAGAGUUGCCCAUCGUGGACAGCCUGCACCCCCGCCCCCCCUACCUGCCCCUGGCCAUUCCCGAGGACCUGGCCCAGCGCCUCCACCGGCUCCAUGGUGACCCAUCCGUCUGGUGGGUGUCUCAGUUUGUCAAGUACCUGAUCCGGCCCCAGGCCUGGCUGGAGAAGGAGAUCCAGGAUACCACCGCCAAACUGGGCUUUAGGCACCCCAUCAUAGGGUAGGUGGACGCACUAUGCAUGCAAGCACACAUGUACUGUA
Molecule: messenger RNA, 1736 nt
Organism: Coregonus clupeaformis (lake whitefish)
Lineage: Eukaryota; Metazoa; Chordata; Actinopteri; Salmoniformes; Salmonidae
Product: alpha-(1,6)-fucosyltransferase
Exons: 8
Coding region: 608-1699 (363 amino acids)
Biological process (GO): protein N-linked glycosylation
Molecular function (GO): alpha-(1->6)-fucosyltransferase activity
Source: RefSeq, a predicted model, not a curated record